AUGACAUCAUAUUGUGGUUGUUUUCCAAUAAUUGAAUUGCCAAAUGAUAUAAUUGGCGAAAUUUGCGCAAUACUUAAUCAAGUGGAUGUGCUUCUGCUCAUGUUGGUUAAUAAAACACUUUACCAAUUGGGACUUCGAAAGUUAUACCAUUCAAUAUACAUUGGUUCCACCUUUCCUCGGCUAUUGGUAUCUGGUCAUAUCUAUACUGCGUUCAACACAAAAUAUACAAUAGUAACAUCGGCAAAGGUUUUUGUUUCAGCACUAAGACAUACUUCAAAUGCUCAGCUAGUCAAAGAAAUAGUGACGACUGAUUUCGAACCAGAUGACUAUAUGUCUAUAGUAAGCUUAUUUCCUUGGGUUAAUAUUGUUCUAGAAUACGAAAAGAGUUGGGCUAGAUUUACAUGCCUUGAUCUACGGCUUUUAAGAGGACUAGAACUUACCAUUGAUAAUUAUAGGUUUUUUCAAGAUAAGGUAGCUGAUACCAACUAUUCAAUUAAGGAACUAACCAUGCAAUCAGGUGAUGGUUUAUUUAAUAUAAUCCCUAAAUUAAAGGGCUUGGAGUCAUUACAUAUAUCUCCCGUAACUACAGAAACACUCAUGGGACUUGAUCUUGCAGGUGUUUCCAAAUUGAAGAUUAAAGAAUUGUUUUUGCAGGACUGUGGACCCGAUUGCGAAGGAGGAAGAUUGUUUCACCAAGUGGAGGAACUUUUCAAUCUUGACUGUAUAAAGUCAUUUGGCUUCAGUAUGCUUUACAACAUGCGGUAUCGAGAUUUGGAGUCGAUUAUUCCUCGAUUGACUAAUGUUAGAAAUAUUUUUAUUCAAGGUGGAAUCAAUGAUUAUGGUCAAAUUUUGAUGGAGCUAAAGCCAAAUAGUUUACAUUAUUUAUGCUUGCAUGGAAAUUCCGUGUACACUAGCAAAGAGAGUAACAUUGAUUUUCAGCAACUUACGAAGAUUAUAGAGAAUCAGGAGCAAUCAUUGCUGACAUUAUGUGUUCUGAGAUCUGUUCCUCACUUUAUGAAAAAUACAUGUGUAAAUAGAUUUCACAAUUAUGGAUGUUGUAAAACUUCUGAUGAAUCACAACUACGUCUACUUGAGCAGAUCUUGGGAAAGGGAAGGAGGUUUCCUAGCUUGGAUACUGUCAUUUUGAAUGGCAGAUACCACUUAAUUAAGAGGCAUAUGCAAAAAGGUAUUGAGAUAAUUCCAUUACUUAUUGGAUCUGAGUUGGAUAAUUCUGUCUAG
This is a messenger RNA of Spathaspora passalidarum NRRL Y-27907, 1239 nucleotides long. RefSeq lists its product as uncharacterized. The record is from RefSeq and is a predicted model, not a curated record. The transcript has a single exon. Bases 1 to 1239 code for a protein of 412 amino acids. Lineage: Eukaryota; Fungi; Ascomycota; Pichiomycetes; Serinales; Debaryomycetaceae. Gene Ontology annotation, molecular function: protein binding.